AGCUGCUUCGGGCUUCUGUGGACAUGGCCGCAAGAUUCCUGGUUCCCCUGCCAGCACUCGUGGGGCUAUUGCUCUUCCUGUGCGUUCAACCGGGGGCUGAAGGUGGGAAGGUGCUGGUGGUGCCCAUGGAUGGCAGCCACUGGCUCAGCAUGAAGGAGGCCGUGCAGGAACUCCAUGGCAGAGGCCACCAAAUGGUGGUCGUUUCGCCAGAGUUGAACAUGCAUAUCAAAGAAGAGGAUUUUUUCACCCUGACUACCUAUGCCAUUCCAUACACCCAGGAUGAAUUUAAUCAUCUCCUGCUGGGCCAGACUUACCUGGUUUUUGAAAGAAUGCAUUUUCUAAAGAUGUUUUGGAACUCUGUGGAAAGUUUAAAGAGUGUUGCUUUGGUUUUUCAAAGGUCUUGUGAGGAGCUCCUGCGUAACAAGGAGCUGGUCAGGCAGCUGAAUGCCAGCUCCUUCGAUGUGGUUUUAACUGACCCCGUUUACCCCUGUGGAGCAGUACUAGCUAAGUACCUGUCACUACCUGCUGUGUUUUUCUUGCGUUCCAUUCCAUGUGGCUUAGAUUUUGAGGGCACACGGUGCCCAAACCCUUCCUCCUAUAUUCCCAGGUUAUUAACAAUGAAUUCAGACCACAUGACGUUCCCGCAAAGGGUCAAGAACAUGCUCUACCCUCUGGCCCUGAAGUACAUUUGCCACAUCUCUUUCACUCCUUAUGCAAGCCUUGCGUCUGAGCUUCUUCAGAGAGAGGUGUCAGUGGUGGACGUUUUCAGCUUCGCAUCCAUGUGGCUGUUCCGAGGAGACUUCGUCCUGGACUACCCCAGGCCAAUCAUGCCCAACAUGGUCUUCAUUGGGGGUAUAAACUGUGGCCACAGGAAGCCAUUGUCUCAGGAAUUUGAAGCCUAUGUUAAUGCUUCCGGAGAACAUGGAAUUGUGGUCUUCUCUUUGGGCUCCAUGGUCUCAGAGAUUCCCGAGAAGAAAGCUAUGGAAAUUGCUGAUGCUUUGGGCAAAAUACCUCAGACAGUCCUGUGGCGGUAUACCAGCACUCCCCCACCAAAUCUCGCGAAGAAUACAAUACUUGUCAAGUGGUUGCCCCAGAAUGAUCUGCUUGGUCACCCGAAGACUCGGGCCUUUAUCACACAUUCUGGCUCCCAUGGCGUAUAUGAGGGAAUUUGCAAUGGCGUUCCAAUGGUGAUGCUGCCCUUGUUUGGUGAUCAGAUGGACAACGCGAAGCGCAUGGAGACCCGGGGGGCUGGAGUGACCUUGAACGUCCUGGAAAUGACUUCUGAAGAUUUAGCAAAUGCCAUAAAAACUGUCAUCAAUGACAAAAGCUAUAAGGAGAACAUCAUGCACCUCUCCAGGCUACACAAGGACCGCCCCAUUGAGCCCCUGGACCUGGCUGUGUUCUGGGUGGAGUUCGUGAUGAGGCACAAGGGGGCUCCACACCUGCGCCCUGCAGCCCACGAUCUCACCUGGUACCAGUACCACUCCCUGGAUGUGAUCGGCUUCCUCCUGGCCAUUGUGCUGGGGGUUGUCUUCAUCACUUAUAAAUGUUGCGCCUUGGGCUACCGGAGGUGCUUUGGGAAGAAAGGACGAGUUAAGAAACCUCACAAAUCCAAGACACACUGAGAAGUAGGUGGGAAAUGAGAUGACCCAAAGGUGCAACCAGAGGCAACGUUAAAUUCAUGUUCUGCUUAUUAAAGAAAUACUUAGCCCUGAAUGAGAUACCCCUGAGUGUUUUCUUAAAAAUAAAAACAAUCUAAUUGCUAGUGAUACCUA
Messenger RNA from Mirounga angustirostris (Northern elephant seal), 1775 nucleotides. RefSeq names its product UDP-glucuronosyltransferase 1A1. Bases 24 to 1625 code for a protein of 533 amino acids. NCBI's taxonomy places the organism in Eukaryota, Metazoa, Chordata, Mammalia, Carnivora, Phocidae. The record is from RefSeq and is a predicted model, not a curated record. The transcript has 5 exons. Gene Ontology annotation, molecular function: UDP-glycosyltransferase activity.